UUGGUCAUUCUUCGAUAAAUUUGUGAAUGGCGUGUUAAGUCUUUUGAGCCUCGUAUUAAUUGAAAAUGAGAUCCAACCAUUUUUCUCCAGCAGUUUUAUUUAUUUAUCUCACAAUUUUCAACACUAUUUCAGCAAAAUCUAUAGUCGGUGAUCAAUGCACGGUGAAUGUGAAAAAUGGUAUGAACCGCGAACAUCCCCCGAUCGUGGUGAAACUCUCUAAGCCACCGAUGUACGUCUACCCGAAGAUGUCGAAUGCCUCGAGCCUCGUGUUUCAGAAGGGGGAGAAGGUUAUGGUGUUCUGCCCUGGUAGGACUAACCAAAAUAGCACCGCUGUAUUAAAACCGGAAAUAGUGCUGGUGCAUGGUAAAGAGCCAAAGACGCCGGAAUCAAUGGAAUCGAUUAUGUGUACGGGCGGCGAUAAGUUUAAGAUAGACGACGAACUGGACAUAUUCAAGCAGAUCAGCUGCCAUGAAGAGCCACGAAUGAGCUACAAUGCAAUAAUGCAAAAUGUCAAUGAAGACUGUGUGAAUGGACAACGUUACGAAAUUGGCUUUGACCUGAAAGAGCAUGGAUUCCUCAAGACAAUCGACCUCUGUCACGAUAAAAAAAUGGCCAGGACCCUUUGGGCCCACGCCAUUAUCCAGCCCACCGAUCAGGAUCAAUUCCGGUACUCGGGGGACGGUGCCAAGUCCUUUAAGGCAGGCUGUCUUUACGAUAACAUGCAAAUGUCCAAAAAAGAACCGUACAAUCUCAACGUCGCAUACAAAACUAUUAGCAUCAUACUCAAGAACGCCACAGCAGUCAAUAAGUAUUUGUCUACAAAGAUAAAUGAGAGAAAAUUCUUAGCGAAAGGCCACUUGAUUGCAAAUGCUGAUAAAAUGUACAGAAGCGAGCAGGAGAGCACGUACUUUUACGCAAACGCAGUACCAAUGUGGCAGCAAGUGAAUGCCGAUCCUGGUAAUUGGUUUUUUGUAGAGAAAUACGUGCGCCUACUAGCCUUCCAUAAGCAGCACGAACUCGAGGUUUGGGUUGGAGGUGUCAGUACCCUGCAACUUGAGAAUAAGGAGAUCUACUUGUACUACGAAAAAUCGCCUGGCAAGAAAGUCAUCGACCGUCGGAUACCUGUGCCCAAGGUCAUAUUCAAGUGUGCCGUUGACAAGGAGGCGAAGGAGGGCCUUUGCUUCCUCGUGAUUAACAAUCCGUACUUGACGAAAACAGAGGUAGAGGCCGCAGGUGACAAAUAUAUCAUCUGUAAAAAACAUUCGUUGUGCGAAAAAUUGACAAACUAUGACAACGGAGCGCUAGGCUAUAUGUACUGCUGCAGUAUUCAAGACUUUUACGUAAAGAAUCACGAGGACGUAGGCGUCGAGGACCUUAAACAGUUCCUGAAUUUCAAACCGAUGACACUCCUGACCAAGGAGGAAAUUCAGAUUAGUUGAAAUCGAGGGAAUACCUUCUAUUAUUAAGUCUAUUAUGUUGCAUUUUUAUUUUAUGUAUUUCUGAAUAUAUUAAAUUAUAUGUAAUAAAAUCAUAAUUAUGUAGAAAAAUAUUAUCUGUCUUUUGCUUAUCACAAGAUACACAAUCGAAAAAUAAUAGAACUGAGUUAUCCAAACAUGAAAUACUAAAUAAUUUAAUUCAU
Ceratosolen solmsi marchali is the source of this 1639-nucleotide messenger RNA. RefSeq lists its product as uncharacterized. Gene Ontology annotation, biological process: apoptotic DNA fragmentation. NCBI's taxonomy places the organism in Eukaryota, Metazoa, Arthropoda, Insecta, Hymenoptera, Agaonidae. The record is from RefSeq and is a predicted model, not a curated record. Bases 66 to 1439 code for a protein of 457 amino acids. Gene Ontology annotation, cellular component: mitochondrial inner membrane; nucleus. Gene Ontology annotation, molecular function: metal ion binding; nucleic acid binding; RNA endonuclease activity. The transcript has 3 exons.